CGAGUUGUCCGCAACAGUGGGGCGAGUGAGACGGAUAGUUUUCCCCCUUAUUGGUUGAACUUUGUGCGUUCGGCUCACUGAACGGAAAGCUGAGUUUUUCCUCGUUCAUGGGUCUACUGGCGGUAUUCCGCGUUGACGGCUCGCAGUGUGUGCGAAGAAGAGGUACAGCCACUAUCACGGUCGUGACCGCGCUCGCGAUAUAAACGGUUUUACGAAAAUCUCGAAAUUUUACGAGUUCGAUAACCAAAUCGCUCGUCAACGCGAAUCACGCAUUGGAACCACAAAUCGCCCGUACCGUCGGUCUAGAGCGGUCCAUCAGCUCAGUGAUCAAAAUCAUUAGUAGAAUAGCCUACACAAAUAAUUCGGACUUGGCAGAUCAGAUGCAUCGCAAGGCCCAAGAGUCAUUUCGAGCAGUUUACGCGAAGGCUUGAACGUCGCGCGCGCUUCGCGUUGAUAUUCUCGGAAAUCGCGGGUGAGAGCGAGAUAUUCACGAGCAAGUGAGAGGCCACUGGCCAAGACGAGAGAGAGAGAGAAAGAGAUAGAUGACACCAGAACGAGACGGUGAUAGUGAGCAAUACAGAGAGCUUCGGGGCUUUAAUGUAUAUAAAAUAUAAAAUAAACACACAAGGAAUAUCAUUUUUCCUCUUGUAUUGCUUGUUAUAUGCGAAACUUUUGUAUUGUGUCAUAAACGAACUACUUGUCAUAACGUAAACAACUUCGGACUUCUACGAUCGAAUUUUUAUUAUUAUAAUAUUAAUAACAGUAAAAGUAAAAAAAAGCAAGAGAAGAAAAUUCAAAAUAAUAACUAUAAAAAUAAAACGAUAAUAAAAAUUAACAUUAGUUGACAAGAUAAAAAAUGAAUAAAAUAAUUUCAUAGAGAUUCGGCGGGGCUCAAACGAAAAUCAACAAACAGUAAUAAUAUCUGCCGCUGUUUUUGUUUUCUUUCGCUGUGGCGAUACUUUGUUCAUCGUGCCAUCGAAGCCACGAGGACAAUCGCAGGAGGAAAAGUUUUGCUUUUUGCGAAAGCCGAGCUCAGAUUUCGAUGUACGUGAUAAGUGCUCCGACAAAGAGUGAUUAUUGUUGACCUGUCAUGUCUCGUGUUUGUGAGCCGAAGACGUCGCUGUUUUGAGUGCUACUUAAUUGGCGAGUGAAAAUAAACAUCUGUGAGAAGAAUACUGAAACCGGAAUCCAGCUUGUUUGUGGUUUGAAAUUGUGAUCGUAACGUUAGUGAUAAGCGAGAAAGUCAAACUCAACUGGUGAUAAUUAGAUGAAUUGAUCAGAAUGGGUCUGUCAAGGUGGUAAAGUUACGAUUAGCAUAACAAUUGUUUGCUCAAGCACUUGAUUGAGUGGACACAAAAGUAUUAGAAGAGUGGCAUUAGGCAUUGAAUGUCACAGACCCCAAACUCUGAAGGUAGCCCAUUAACGACAGGUAGUGAAGGUAGCCCAAACUCUCCACCCACCAGCAAAAUGUAUCCGUUCGUAUCCAACCACCCAACGACACACAGCAGUUAUUCGACGAUGCCAGGUUUUUCUGGACUCGACGAUAAAUCGUGCAGCAGCAGAUAUACCGACAGCGUAAUGAACAGUUACCCACCGAUGGGAGUUCCCGGAAGUGCCAGUAUUGCACAGUUUUACCAGCAAGCGGCCGCAGUGUCCGCAGCAUCCGCCGGCGUCGGCGUUGACUCGCUGGGAUCCGCCUGCUCACAGCUGUCGUCCUCCGUCGGUGGAGGCCAGUCCGGCCUUCCCGAUAUCACCCGUCAUCCUUGGCUUGUGACCGCAUCCCAAUCCGCGCUACAGAAAUUUGCCAGCACAGAUUGGAUGAGCAACCCCUUCGAUCGAGUGGUAUGCGGUGAUUUCGCAGGUCCAAACGGAUGUCCCCGUCGACGAGGCCGGCAGACAUACACCCGUUUCCAAACGCUAGAGCUCGAGAAAGAGUUCCAUUUCAACCACUACCUGACUCGCCGGCGAAGGAUCGAAAUCGCUCACGCCCUGUGUCUGACCGAACGACAGAUCAAAAUUUGGUUCCAGAAUCGUCGGAUGAAGCUAAAGAAAGAGCUUCGGGCGGUGAAGGAAAUCAACGAACAGGCACGACGUGAACGUGAAGAACAAGACAAAAUGAAGAACGAAUCGUUGAAAUCCGCCCAGCAGCACCACAACCAGAAGCAGCAGGAACAAACAAUCGUUGCCUCCCAGCAGACCAGCGCUGGCGGUGGCGGCAGCAGUUCCAGCCUCGGAAGCCACCUGCACCAUCCGUCGAUAGUGGCCCAGAAUGACCUGAAGCUCGGGCUCGGUAGCAUGGGUGUCGGCGUCGGAGGGAAUCUCAGUAUGAUGGGAGGUCUGGAUAAUAAAACCAAUCAGGAUAUACUGAAAGCACGCAAACCUGAGUACUAGAGACAUCGUUGGUUCAAUUUAACCGAGAUCGUAAAUAAGUCACGACAUACCCACAAAAACAUCCACACCGACAUACGUAAUUACACACAAAAAUAAAUUCUGAACCGAGAUCGUACGCAGCAGCAAAUGGAGCAGAGACAUCAGUGGAAAGUGUUACAAUCAAGCCUCAGACAGAGCCGAUUAGGCAGGCAUGCUCUGGAGGCUGAUUUGCGACUGAGAAUGAUGGCAAAGACAGCAACAAAAAUGGCCGCUGAUCCGAUGCGUUAAUACAAGAUACUGUUUAAGAUAUGAAGCAAAAAAAAAUAGCGUUAAGAUUAAAACAAAAUCUGAAGAAGUAAAAAUAAUAACAAAUAUACGUACUAGUACUAAGGAGCUAUUUUUUCUAAAAAAUCUAAACAUGAUUUGUAAUCAUAUUCGAAAAUUAUACAUUAAUACAUCAACUUUUAAGUGAAUAUGAUCAAUGGAAAUCUCAAACUCCUCGGUUUGAAUUCGCCGCGCUUUCACUCGUUCUUAGGUGAGAGUGCUUGAAACGAUACAAAACAAAAACAAAAUGAAGAAAAAAACAACUGUGUUAGGUGAAAUUUAGUUAAGUAAAAUGGUCGUACUCAUUAACUGUAGCGUUUCGUUCGUUAAAGUUUCGAAAGGAAAGUAAACUACAUUAUGCAGUCGAGAGUGCGAACUGCACAAAGGCUGGUUCAAAUACGUAAUUAAAAUAGUUAUUAACUCAUCUAAUUAAAACAAAACAUAAAGAUUGAAACAAAACAGAAAUGAUCACAAAUCUGUCCAGUGGUUAGAUUUAAUGCUAGGCAUAGAGCAACAACGAUUGCAACCAAGCAAAGUUUGGCAAGGCGAACACGUCGUCUUUUCAAGUGCGCGUCUCGAACUUAUCGCUAGAAACAAUUUUAAUUCUUUUGUUGAUUUUCACUCGUGUAAAUUUGUUACUAUUUUAAAUUAACAGUACUAAGAUCGUAAGUUUAGUUAGCAAGAUAAUAAAAUCUAUAAAUAAAAUUCUGAUUUGUAAUAAAACUUUUUUUUCUCUUGUUUUCUUUAUCGGAGUUAUUUUGAUUUGAGGAACUAUUUCUGUAAAUCCUUCGUCUUCCAUCGAAUCAUGUGUUUUCGCAUAUUUUCUGUUGAUUGUUUUUUUCAUUCCACGUGACACUUUGUUCAAGGAGGAACCGCGGCUCAAACCAAUUUAUUUCACAUAUCAAUUGACCUAGCAACUAGCUGCCCCUGUUUUAGUUAAUGCAAAACUUUUUGCUUUUGCCGUUCCUCAAAUCGUGUUUGUUCGUUUAUAUUUGUUAUUAUUCACCAAGUUUCUUAAAGCAUUCGUAAGCGAGGAACAUUUGUUCAGAAGAUCCAUAAUCUAUACCAUUACCUCCAACCAGCGAGAAAAAAAACGACACAAGCGAAACGGUUUUAUUUCACAUAAACCAAACUCAGUUUCAAUGCGAUUUUUCCCAAGGAACUUGUAAAUAUCGCUUAAAGAUUGUCACUAGAAACAAGAAGAAAAACUAAAUACGUAAUUAUAGUCAGGGUAGAAUAGAGAAUGUAACAAAAUGUUUAUAAACAGUUCAUUCCAUCGUCUAGAGAGAAGUUUGUUUGACACUCGAUAUUCUUGCCAUAGGAAUGAUGGAAAAUCAAUGUUUGAUCUCAAACAGAAUGGUGAAACAAGAACAACUUAGUCAGUCACGCAAACCCCCUUCUCGGUCCUUUUAACCGAACCAGAAAAUAUGGAAGAGAUGUUUGAAACAAAUUAAACCAUAAAAUACGUAACUCUUGGUGAACAUAAAAUUCAGUAAAAAAAUCUAGCAACUGAUACAAAAAUUGUAAAUUAUGAAACUAUUAAUGAUAUUAUUAUAACUAUACUAAAACUAGAGAUUAUACCGUAAAUGUUAAUGCGAAAACAGAUUGUGAGCGAAACAAAACAAAAAAAAAUGUGAGAAACGCAAAUUUAUUCAGCCAUAGUCAGAAGUGGACGAAUCGUGUAAUUAACAUUUUUCCGAGACUUCACCUCUGGCAAAGCAGCACAGCGUUUAUGACGAGGUGAAAGCAAACCGCAAGUACUACAUAUAUAAUGUGUGUAAAACAUAUGAAAAUGACGUAAUUAAAAUUUGUUUUAUCGAACGAAUACAACAAGCUGUGUAAAAUUAAUUGACAAAGCAAGGCAAUAUGCAAAUAGAUUUGAAAACUGAAGCCCACAAGCGAACACGAAUUGGACUAAUAAAGGUGAAAUGUGAAGAAUGAA
Toxorhynchites rutilus septentrionalis is the source of this 4636-nucleotide messenger RNA. Its product is annotated as homeobox protein abdominal-A homolog. Gene Ontology annotation, cellular component: nucleus. The coding region runs from base 1387 to 2391 and encodes 334 amino acids. Lineage: Eukaryota; Metazoa; Arthropoda; Insecta; Diptera; Culicidae. The transcript is spliced from 8 exons. The record is from RefSeq and is a predicted model, not a curated record. Gene Ontology annotation, biological process: negative regulation of transcription by RNA polymerase II; anterior/posterior pattern specification. Gene Ontology annotation, molecular function: RNA polymerase II cis-regulatory region sequence-specific DNA binding; DNA-binding transcription factor activity, RNA polymerase II-specific.